AUGGAGGAAGUAACAGAUGAGCGAACGCAUACACUUGUCGAACAAGAAAAGGAUGAAGAUGAUACUCCUAUGCUAAGCGCUCAAGCUCUUGAAGCUCUUAAAGAAUUCCUCGCCGAGCAGAACAGGGCCCUGGCUCCUGGAGACGGCGGCGGCGGCGGCGCCGCCGCCGGUGGGUUGGAGAAAGAGGUUGUGCUUCUGGCGGAGGAUUGGAGGCUGAGCCAGUUCUGGUACGACCGUGAAACGGCCGAAGCCGUUUCCGAAGAAGUUCUCUACCUCUGCGACUCUAUCUGUUGUCCUUCUGUUGCUUGCCUGGCUUGUCCCACUCUAUACGCCUACCUCAAAAAUGAUAGCCCAUUUAAGGACAUUGUUAAGAACUACUGGCUGGAAAGUGAAUAUUAUUUCCAAGUGAAAUAUUUCUAUGAUAUUCUGCAUUCCUGCACUAACUCAGCUUACAAAGCCUUUCCUUAA
Thlaspi arvense is the source of this 468-nucleotide messenger RNA. The record is from the annotation of a GenBank genome assembly. NCBI's taxonomy places the organism in Eukaryota, Viridiplantae, Streptophyta, Magnoliopsida, Brassicales, Brassicaceae.